GGUACACCAUCAGUGUACUGUUUUAUCCAUCGUGUUUUUGCGUGAUUUAUUUCGAGACAAAUUCUUUGUUUAUUAGUUAACUGUAAAUCAUUAUUGUUGUAAAGAUAAAUAAGAAAACUUGAAUUUAUUCGAGAUCUUCACAUUUGGUCUUGUCAUUCAUAAUAAAAUCAGUAACAUAAUGCAGGACCCGAAUGAAGACACUGAAUGGAACGAUGUUUUGCGAGCCAAAGGGAUUAUUCCACCAAAGAAAGAGAAAGAAAUAACUGAAGAUGAUAUAAUUGGCAUGAUAGAAAACACUAUUGAGCAGAAACAGAACGGCGACAAAGAUCUAGCUAAACUCGCUUUAGACGAACUAGAUGAACUGGAAGACUCAGAAGACGAAGCAGUACUACUGGAAUACCGUAAAAAAAGAAUAGCAGAAAUGCAAGCGUUAGCCCAAAGGGCAAAAUUCGGUUCCGUAGUUGAAAUUUCUGGUCAAGAUUAUGUUGAGGAAGUGACAAAAGCUGGAUCUGAUAUCUACGUUAUAUUGCAUCUUUAUAGCCGCGGUGUUCCAUUUUGUGCAUUAAUCAAUCAACAUAUGUCUCAGCUGGCAGUAGCAUUCCCAGCCACAAAAUUUGUCCGAGCCAUAGCGACAACUUGUAUUCCAAACUAUCCCGAAAGAAAUCUGCCUACAAUUUUUAUCUACUACGAAGGACAACUAAAAAAGCAGUUUGUGGGAGAAGUCGAACUCGGUGGCCCAAACCUAACAUGUGAAGAGUUGGAGUACAUGCUGGGACAGACAAAAGCAAUCCAAACGAGCAUCACGGACGAUCCUCGAAAAGCUAAGGCCGUCAAAGAUAAAAUGUUUGCCGAUCUUGCCGACAGUAAUGAUUGGUAAACGUUUUCCUCCAAUAAUUUGUUUGUUCAUUUAUUUUUGUAACGAAAUAAAAUGUUUAUUUUAUUUAUUCUAAUCUUGAA
This is a messenger RNA of Malaya genurostris, 957 nucleotides long. It is a transcript of the gene viaf, whose product is annotated as viral IAP-associated factor homolog. Lineage: Eukaryota; Metazoa; Arthropoda; Insecta; Diptera; Culicidae. Gene Ontology annotation, biological process: protein folding. The transcript is spliced from 2 exons. The record is from RefSeq and is a predicted model, not a curated record. The coding region runs from base 179 to 877 and encodes 232 amino acids. Gene Ontology annotation, cellular component: cytoplasm.